CUGAUACAGAUUGUGUGACUGUACUCAUUCGAAAAGAGAAUGGCAGAAACCGCUCCAGCUGCUGCCGCUCCGCCGGCAAAAGCGACCAAGAAGAAGUCUGCUGUAAAACCCAGGAAAACGGGUCCAAGCGUGGGCGAACUCGUCGUCAAAGCUGUGUCGGCUUCCAAGGAGAGGAGCGGCGUGUCUCUCGCCGCCCUGAAGAAAGCUCUCGCUGCUGGCGGCUACGACGUGGAGAAGAACAACUCCCGCGUCAAGAUCGCUAUUAAAAGUCUGGUGACUAAAGGCACUCUGGUCCAGACCAAAGGAACCGGCGCUUCAGGAUCCUUCAAACUCAACAAAACACAAGCCGAGACAAAGAAGCCAGCGACGAAAGCCGCUCCUAAAGCAAAGAAGGUCGCAACCAAGAAGCCCGCUAGUGUUGCCAAGAAGCCGAAGACUGCAUUGGCAAAGAAGACCGCCGCAAAGAAAUCUCCCAAGAAGGCCAAGAAACCUGCCCCCGCCGCUAAAAAGGCAACGAAGAGCCCCAAGAAGGCAAAGAAGCCAGCGGCCCCCAAGAAAGCAGCCAAGAGUCCCAAGAAAGCGGCCAAGAGCCCCAAGAAGGUCAAGGCUGCCAAACCCAAGACGCCAAAGCCUAAAGCAGCUAAGCCUAAGAAGGCCGCCCCGAAAAAGAAGUAAAUUCCUUCUCCAGACGUUCCAUUAAAAAAAGGCUCUUUUAAGAGCCACCCACCAUCCCACUAAAGAGCAGCGUUUCACUGAUA
This is a messenger RNA of Triplophysa rosa, 758 nucleotides long. Its product is annotated as histone H1-like. The record is from RefSeq and is a predicted model, not a curated record. Gene Ontology annotation, biological process: nucleosome assembly. Gene Ontology annotation, molecular function: structural constituent of chromatin; DNA binding. Bases 40 to 675 code for a protein of 211 amino acids. Lineage: Eukaryota; Metazoa; Chordata; Actinopteri; Cypriniformes; Nemacheilidae. The transcript has a single exon. Gene Ontology annotation, cellular component: nucleosome.